Messenger RNA from Fusarium keratoplasticum, 1983 nucleotides. Its product is annotated as Ldi domain-containing protein. The transcript is spliced from 4 exons. NCBI's taxonomy places the organism in Eukaryota, Fungi, Ascomycota, Sordariomycetes, Hypocreales, Nectriaceae. The coding region runs from base 1 to 1983 and encodes 660 amino acids. The record is from RefSeq and is a predicted model, not a curated record.
AUGAGCAUCAAGUCGACCUCAAACCCUGGCAAAAACCCCAGGGUCGUAGGGCCAACAGGCUCUUACGUCCGGGAGUUGAUUCCCCCUAAUGUCGGCACAGGGCCUCAUCGCAAGAAUGUCCAGGCUGUGACACUCACUGUUUGGAUUACAACAGCCUGUCUUGGCACAGUUCUCUAUUACCAAUCAUGGCUUAGCAUUGGGUCAAGUUAUAGAGCCGCAGCCCUUGGGCUUGUCUUCCCUGGCGCAGGAUAUCUCGCCAGCGCCAAUCCGUUAGGCUACAUACUUCUUGUUCUUACUUUAGCCGCUAUUCCUCCGGCCCUGUUCGCAUGGUUCGGAGCUGGCGCCAUUAUCUUUCCCAUCCUCGUUUGGGGGCUCUCCAUCUUAGGCGCAUACGCCGUUACGCCCGAUACCGUUUGGGAGUCAGCAGGCCUCUAUGCCUUUGGCGGUCUUGUAGCAAUGUUUGCGUAUGCAAAUCGGUCUGCAAGUGCCGAACGGAUAAGAGGCCUGAAGACACGCGAAGCUAGAAAUGUCAUCAUCCCACGGCAGCUCGCUCGGAUGGACGAGGCUGCUGCCAGAGAGUCAAAGCCAGAAGAGGAUGAAGAACUUGAUUUAGAAGCUCUUCGAAAGCUUCAAUUCCUUUUCGAUCAGGCUUUUCAGGAUCUCGACGACUGGUCUGGCUUCACCGUUAUCGACCAGUUCCAGACGUCAGCUCUACGAUACCAGAUAUACCAGAUGAUGUACAUCCUUGGGCUUUACCAGGCAGUAUAUGCCCCCAAUGUGCAUGGAUACGUUUCAGAGGCCUUUCGGAGAAUCAUUGAAAGGUCUCUAACCAAAAAGGUCCUCGAGUUCUGGAAGUGGGAACGACUAGCUGGAAAGUUCUCACUAGAUUGGGACCCGGUUCAGCACGACAACAUCAUGGUCACAGGCUUUCUCCUUCAUGGUGUCAUGCUUUACACGGCCAACACUGGAGAUUACAGAUACACCCAGCCUGGGAGCCUCAACUUUCACAUCACCGACAACCGAUGCUACAAGUAUAGCGUUCAUGAUCUGCAAGAGUCUCUAGUUAGACAGUGGUCGUCGAGCCCCUACUUCCUCAUCCCCUGCGAGCCAAACUGGAUCUACGUCAUGUGCAAUCUUCAGGGAAUGACAGGUGCAGUUCUUUACGACCGUGUUUUUGGGACCAAGGCGACGCAGAUGCUUCUCCCCUCGUUCGAGGAGUCACUCAACACCAACUUCACCGAGACUAGUGGUAGUGUCUUGACUAUCCGCUCCGAGCUCACAGGUUUCGCAAUCCCCGGCAUUGCUGGUGUUGCUGGAGACCUAGCUGUCGUCAUGAUGGGCUCUGGGCCUCUGCGCAAUCUCUCGCGUCGACUCUGGGCCGUCGUCCGAGAGGAAAAUGUGGUUUUCGAUGAGGAUACUAAAGAACUUUCCAUGACAGGCUUGGUCGGUGCCGACAAUAUUGACACUGGAAACUACAUGUCAAGCGCCAACGCCGUGUUCUCGCAAGUAGCUAUUGGCGCAGCGGAGUAUGGCGAGGAGGCGCUCAAAUCGGCUGCGAUUGAGAAGCUCGAGAAGGAAUGGGGUCUCUUGACUACUUCAUCGGGAGCUAAGUCGUUUGAUCUCACCAAAUGUUCAACUCUCAUGAACUACGCGGCCUUGACAGCGGUUCUGCUUCGCCCCAGAGCUUACAACCGCAUGGUCCAAAAGGGACCAUCGGAGACAGCUUUGAACGGCCCAAUUCUGUCUGAAGUUCCUUACCCAGGUGUUUUGGUCGCUAAGGCACGGUCGCAUACAUCCAAGGACUUGGAGCUCGUCCUUUAUCCCUCGGCAGAUGACGGAGUCUUCAAGCUGGGCAUUUCUCGUUUGGAGCCUGGCGGACAAUACGAAUGUCAGGGGAAGACGGUCACUGCUGAUGAAGAGGGUAACCUGUCGUUCUCUGCCACAGUUAGUGGUCGAACAAGGUUACACAUCCGCUCUGUGUAA